AUGGUCUUCCAACAAUAUGACUACAUCUUUGCAAUUGCAAUGAUAUUUGCAUUCCUCGACGCCUGGAACAUUGGGGCAAAUGAUGUCGCGAAUUCAUUUGCUUCCUCUGUCUCAUCAAGGAGUUUGAAAUACUGGCAAGCGAUGAUUUUAGCGGCUAUUUGUGAGUUCUUGGGUGCAACUUUGGUGGGAAAUAAAGUAUCAGAUACUAUAAGAAACAAAAUUGUUGACGUGACCGUCUAUGAAAAUGAUCCUGCUGUCUUAAUGUUAGCGAUGGCUUGCGCUUUAGUUGGGUCUUCUCUCUGGUUAACUUUCGCUACAAAGAUCGGAAUGCCAGUCUCUGCGACUCAUUCCAUUGUUGGUGCAGUUAUAGGGUCAUCGAUUGCGGCUGUAGGAGCGAAACAGAUUCACUGGGGAUGGUCUGGAGUUUCUCAAAUUAUUGCCUCUUGGUUUAUUGCUCCCGUAAUUGCUGGUAUCUUCGCUUCUAUAGUGUUUUUGAUAUCUAAAUUUGGUGUAUUAGAGAUCAAGCCUUUGAGGUCUUCAAUAAGAAAUGGAAUAGUUUUGGUUCCGUUUUUGGUUUUCGCAGCAUUUUGCAUUUUGACAAUGUUAAUUGUUUGGAAAGGAGCUCCAUCUUUAAACUUGGAUGAGCUUUCUCUGGGAGCAAUAGCAGGUUCAAUUCUUGGAGUUGGUGGAGUCGCUCUUACUAUCUAUAUGUUGUUUCUAUUUCCAUUCUACAGAAGAAAACUUAUCUAUGAAGACUGGACUUUAAAAUGGUACGAUGCUUUCAGGGGUCCUAUCUUUUGGUUCAAAUCGGUUGACGACAUCCCACCAAUGCCAGAAGGACAUCAGUUAACAAUAGACUACUAUAAAGGAAGAACUCAAGCUCAAGGCAAAGUCGAGGAAAGAGAUCAUGAAGAUUCAAUUGGACCAGAAACUGCAGACAAAUUCAAAGAUGAAAUCGAAGCUAUUGAAGCUCCUAAUAUAAUUACCACACUCUCAGCAGAUACCGGAGUAGAGGAAAAACUUCCCACAAAAACUAUAUGGAAAAAUUUGUUAUUUCAGGGUCCAAAGAAAUGGCCAUAUUUAUUUUGGUUGGUUAUUUCUCACGGCUUUACCAAGGAUAUUAUUAGUUCGCAGGUUCAGAGUAAAGACAUACUCGCAAGAAAUAUCCAGGAUUUGCAUUCGAGGUCCAAAUUCUAUGAUAACAGAAUCGAAUACUUAUAUUCUUUAUUGCAAGCAAUUACAGCAGGAACCAUGUCAUUUGCGCAUGGAGCGAACGAUAUAUCCAACGCGGCAGGCCCAUUGUCCACAAUUUAUCAAAUAUGGCGUACCGAGACAGUUGAUCUGAAGGCAGAAGUUCCAGUUUGGGUAUUAUGUUACACAGCUGCCGCUUUGGUGAUUGGAUGUUGGACUUUCGGAUACAGAAUCAUGGCCAAUUUAGGAAACAAGCUUAUAUUGCAGUCUCCAUCUAGAGGAUUUUCUAUCGAACUAGGAGCUGCAGUGACUACCGUUAUGGCCACACAACUAGCAAUACCUGUCUCAACAACGCAAUGUGCAACAGGUGCAACCGUGUUUAUUGGCUUGUGUAACAGAGAUUUGAAAGCAGUCAACUGGAGAAUCGUAUCUUGGUGCUACCUAGGUUGGAUAGUGACAUUACCUAUAGCUGGAAUAAUUUCGGGUGUUAUAAUGGCUAUUAUCAUCAAUGCUCCUAGAUUGAGUUAA
Molecule: messenger RNA, 1719 nt
Organism: Priceomyces carsonii
Lineage: Eukaryota; Fungi; Ascomycota; Pichiomycetes; Serinales; Debaryomycetaceae
Gene: PHO89
Product: Pho89p
Exons: 1
Coding region: 1-1719 (572 amino acids)
Biological process (GO): phosphate ion transmembrane transport
Cellular component (GO): membrane
Source: RefSeq, a predicted model, not a curated record